Messenger RNA from Malaya genurostris, 2062 nucleotides. Its product is annotated as sphingosine-1-phosphate lyase-like. The transcript has 6 exons. The coding region runs from base 263 to 1885 and encodes 540 amino acids. Gene Ontology annotation, biological process: carboxylic acid metabolic process; sphingolipid catabolic process. Lineage: Eukaryota; Metazoa; Arthropoda; Insecta; Diptera; Culicidae. The record is from RefSeq and is a predicted model, not a curated record. Gene Ontology annotation, molecular function: pyridoxal phosphate binding; sphinganine-1-phosphate aldolase activity. Gene Ontology annotation, cellular component: endoplasmic reticulum.
UUUCUUAUGAUUGCUCAUCAGUCUUUAUGUGAAUGUAGAACUGAUUUGUUUAUCAAGUUUUUAUUAGUUUCGGAAACAGACAACUAGAGGUAAUCUGUUGAAUGUGGUUCGGUAGUUAGAUAAAGCCUAUAAAACUAAACGGUUGAAAUACCGAGAGUGAUCAUUGAAGUGUAGCAAUGAGACAUCGACUUUAACGAUUCAGAUUACCUUUCACUAGAAUUUGCAACUCAAGUUUUCCUCUUUGUUCAUUCACAAACUCACAAUGCUGUUGAAGACACACCUACAAUUGGUCACAGGUCCAGUUGAUCGGGUUUUCGCUGGAAAGGCACCCUGGCAGAUAGUGGCCAUAACGACUACCACAGUGCUGGGGGCAGUAUGGUUAUGGGAACUGCUGAAUGAGGAUGAAAGCAUCUAUUCACGCCUCCGGCGUAAAUUUUUCCAACUUGCUCGUAAAGUUCCCGCUGUGCAACGUAAAAUCACAACAGAGAUCAACCAAAUCAAUGACAGUUUUGUGCGAGAUGCUUCGCAGUAUGGAAAAUUCACAACCGUACUGCCCAACGAUGGCCUCCAUCACGAUCAAAUCCUGCAGAAGGUCGACGACUACUUGUCGCUCGGACACUACAAGUGGAAGGAAGGGUUCAUCUCUGGUGCAGUGUACUAUUACGAUCAGGAUCUAGUUAAGCUUGUUACACAGGUUUAUGGAAAGGCAUCCUACACGAACCCACUGCAUCCGGAUGUUUUCCCCGGUAUUUGUAAAAUGGAAGCUGAGGUCGUACGAAUGACAGCGACGCUUUUCAAUGGCCCAAAAGAAGCUUGCGGCACGAUGACCACCGGUGGUACCGAAUCAAUUAUGAUGGCCUGCAAAGCCUACCGGGACUACGGUCGUAGUGUCAAGGGCAUCACGAAACCGAAUAUGGUGCUGUCUGUUACUGCACACACUGCUUUUGAUAAAUCAGCCAAGUACUUAGGCAUAUACACUCAAACGGUGCCGAUUGAUAUUGCCUCCACCAAAGUUGAUGUUAAGAAGAUGGAGCGUGCCAUCAACAGUAACACGAUUAUGUUGGUUGGAUCCGCUCCGAACUAUCCUUACGGAACAAUGGACGACAUCGUAGCAAUCGCAAAAUUAGGCAAAAAAUACAACAUUCCAGUACAUGUGGAUGCUUGUCUAGGAGGUUUUCUGAUUGUCUUUAUGAGGCGAGCCGGCUAUCCGGUACCACCGUUUGACUUCAGUGUGGAUGGAGUGACCAGCAUAUCGGCAGAUACUCACAAGUAUGGAUUCACACCAAAAGGUUCGUCGGUUAUCCUGUACUCGGACAAAGUCUACCGACAUCACCAAUAUACAGUUUCGACGGAAUGGCCCGGCGGUGUCUACGGAUCGCCAACAGUGAACGGGUCUCGUGCCGGAGGUGUUAUCGCAGCUACCUGGGCGACGAUGAUGAAUUUUGGAUUCGAUGGAUAUGUUGAAACAACCAAACGCAUUAUCGAUACUAGCCGAUACAUCGAGAGUCAGCUUCGUAAGAUCGGUAAUAUAUUCAUUUUUGGAACACCAGCCACUAGUGUCAUCGCCAUCGGAUCGAAAGAUUUCGAUAUUUUCCGUCUUUCGGCUGAACUGAAUUCACUUGGGUGGAAUCUGAAUUCCCUUCAGUUCCCCUCCGGAAUUCACAUCUGCGUGACAUACAUGCAUACGCAGGAUGGCAUAGCCGACAAAUUCGUCAACGACGUUCGAUCGAAGGUUGCGCUCAUCAUGAGAAACCCUGAGAAACCAGUAGAAGGUAAAAUGGCAAUUUACGGCGUGGCCCAAACUGUACCAGAUCGGGAGAUUGUAGGCGAAUUUACCAAGUGCUUUAUCGAUUCGAUGUACUAUACGGUGGAAGAAACAGAUUAAAGUGUUGUUGUGAUAUUUAAGUGUACUUUUGUUAGCUGUCUAAAUAUACACCACAAAGAAGACAAAAAGUGAGUUUCAGAAAGAAAAUAAAAGACUCGAACUCGCCAAGUUUGUUCAGUAAACGAAUUUGCACUGUUAAUUGAACUAUCCUGUAAAUAAAGGGUAUACCGUUUAAAA